Molecule: messenger RNA, 2720 nt
Organism: Cannabis sativa
Lineage: Eukaryota; Viridiplantae; Streptophyta; Magnoliopsida; Rosales; Cannabaceae
Product: protein IQ-DOMAIN 5-like
Exons: 2
Coding region: 2084-2515 (143 amino acids)
Molecular function (GO): protein binding
Source: RefSeq, a predicted model, not a curated record
ACUUGCUUGGUAUAAUCAAAGAGUACAACAUAUUAAAUCAUUUAUUACUCUGUUUAAAAUAUUUAUACAUAUAUAGAUAAUAGAAAAAUGAAGACAAGUGUUUUUUCUGUUUUUGAAGAUGGAUGAAAUAAAUCUGAUGAUAAUCUAUGGAACUAAUUCUACUUGCCCAUAUUUUUUUUUAAUCAGCUAUAAAUUAAAUUAAUAUAUAUUGAAUUCAUCCUCUUGAAUCAUAUAUAUUUUUCAUGUAUAUAUUAUGUCUAAAAAAAUAUGCAUCAACUAAUUUCUUUUUACAAGUGCAUCAAUUUCCUUAGGCAUAUAGAUUAAAACAUAUUGCUUUAGGUAAUUUUAAUUGAACAUCAUUCACAACAUUGCAGAAUAUAUGAAAAUUUACAGAAUUAUAUGUAUUUUUAUAUAUAUGUAAAUAUGAGAUAUGAAAAUAAUACUAAGUAUAUAUAUUGCAUUGAGAUCCUAUUAUUUGAUUUAUUUAUUGGUAUUAAGUUAUGUCUUCCAACUUCCUCAGAAAAAUAAAAGGCAUGCAUGGGUUUUUUCUUUCCAAACAAAUCUUAAUAGAGAAUUAAUUAGGAAGACAUGUGUCAAUUUUUGAUUAUUGGGACAGGCAAUGGGACAUUCAAUUGGGACAGAGGAUUUCAGUCCAGAAUAAAUAUGUGUUUUCAAUGUUUUGAGAAGAGUGCCACUCUUAAUUUUUUAUUAAAACUUUUUAGUUAAUUUUUGUAUCUGAAAAUAUAUGUCGAAAUAUUUUUUUUCAAAUUUUUUUAUGGCAGUGUUCGUUUUACUUUCAAUAUCAUCCUUGUAAAUUUUUUGAAAAUUUUCAAAUAGUUUAGAGUGUUAAAAAUACGUCUGAAAUUUUUCGAACGCUCAUGGUAAAUUGAAAUAUCAUGAAUUCUAUUUUUAAUAUUGCAAACUAUUUAGAAUUUUUUAAAAUUUAUAAGAAUGAUAUUGUAACCAUGACAAAUACCAUUAUAAAAAAAAAUAUUUCGACGUGUGAUUUCAGACAUAAAAAUUGAUUAAAAAAUUGUAAUAAAAAAUUGUAAUUAGGACUUCUCAUGUAAUUAAGUCAAUAAUCCUUUUUUUUAAUCUUUUUAUAACUUAUUUACAAUAGGAAGAUUAGGACUAGAUUCACAUUUAAAUAAAUUAUGUAUUUUAUUUUGUUUGAGCAUUGAAAUUAUUGAGUGUAUUAGUCUAUAAAAUCAAUGAAAGAAAUAUGAAUAAUCUUUUUUAUCACAAAGGCAAUAAAAACACAAUCCUACCUUAAUAUUUAUUGUACUCUUUUAAUUUUUUGGAUAUUAAAUGGUAGAACAUCAUUACUAGGCUCCUAAAAGUUUCCGAAAUCUACACUUUAUUAGCUAAUAAUAUUAUAGGGAUAUGAUUUUGUCCCGUAAUGUACAUUCACGGAAUGUGUUCCGUGGUACAUUAGAUGAGUCUCAGGGUACAUUAAAUUAGUGUCACGGUACGUUUCUACUUUUUAACCCUAAUUAUCCCUAGAUCAAUUUCAGCCGUCAGAUCAAAUAACUCCUUUAUUGACGACUGCCUUACAUCACGAAUUACAAUUCGUGAAAGUACAAUAACGGAACAAAAUCAUAUCCCAUAUAUAUAUAAUACAUCAUCAAAUUAAAUCUUUUAAUGCCAAUUUUAUAUUUUUUUCUUAGUAUUAACGUGUUUUUGUAAUUUUUUUUAUUUAUUAUGUAAUUUUUUCUAUUAAUAAUAAUAUUAUUACUAUUGUUAAACCAUAUUGUCCCAAAUUACUGCAAGAAGAAGAAACAAAAGCUCUCUAAUUAUUUUCAAAAAAGAAAAAAGCCUCUCUACUUAUUUUAUUUCAUUUCUACCAAACUCAAAUACCCUUUUUCUUCAUUCUUCAAAUUUCAUGCCAUCACGUUAUAGUAUGACAUACCACUAACUAUGAUGUAUGUAUAUCUAUGUAUGUAUAUGUAUGUAACUCUUAUUAACUCUCCCAAAAAGAAAAACAGAACAUGGCUUCAACAUAUCUUGCCUUCUACUUCACCACUAUCUUUGCUUCCUUCCUCCAUUAAUACCUGAAAAAUAAAAAACACAAAGCUCAUCAAUCAUGGGUAGUAGUAACAAUUGGCUCAAAAGAAUUAGAAGAAAUUUUGUGAAAGGGUCAUCAAAAUCUCCUAGGAACAUCAUUGUUGUUUACUCCAACAACAACAACAUUUCAAAGUCCAACACAUCCCAUGAAGAAACUACUCAACUUGUCUCGUCAACUCUAACAAGACACGAUUUGGCUGUCAUCAAAAUCCAAGCACAUUUCCGAGGCCAUCUUGCAAGACGAGCAUUUCGAGCCCUGAGGAGCCUUGUCAAGUUACAAGCCAUGGUUCGAGGAGGGCAAGUUAGGAAACAGUCGCGCAUAGCUAUGCAUUGUAUGCAAGCUUUAGUCAGGCUGCAGGUCAGAGUUCGCGCUCGCCAGCUCCUUGGCGGGGAUACCAACAACAACAACAACAACAACAACUGGUUAACCUUGCAAACACACCUUUUCUAGACCAUAUUUACAAGUUGGAUUCCCUUUUGUAAAAGAAAAAUGUAAGAAAAAAACAGUGAUAAAAUAACAUAAAAAUCAAUUUUUCCAUGUUUGAUAUAAAAAAUUUGUUGAUUGAACUUUCUUUCCAUACCAAACAUGAAAAAAUGAUUUGUUUUUUUUUAUGUCCUAUAGUGUUUAAUUGUUUAUUUGUUGGUGUUGUAAUUCC